Molecule: messenger RNA, 3500 nt
Organism: Salarias fasciatus (jewelled blenny)
Lineage: Eukaryota; Metazoa; Chordata; Actinopteri; Blenniiformes; Blenniidae
Gene: dym
Product: dymeclin
Exons: 17
Coding region: 288-2297 (669 amino acids)
Biological process (GO): Golgi organization
Cellular component (GO): Golgi apparatus
Source: RefSeq, a predicted model, not a curated record
UCAUCACGCAAGGGGUGGCGACGUGGAAAACAUGGAGGACAUGAGUAUGUAGAGUAAACUUAACUGUCAAAUAUACUCCAUUGUUUUGCGUGCUUUCUUUUCCAAGUCAAGGUUUAUAAACUAAUUGGACCAAACCUCGGAUUUCUACGAGUAAUAGUCGUCUCCUCGCGGCUCUGUUAGCCGGAAGAGCUACGGAAACUGCGAGAGGCAUUUAUGACAGGAUCCAGCAUAUGCCCUCUUAAGAAGCAGAGAAGAGUGGUGACUCUGGCUGAGUGGAGCCAGUAAAGAUGGGCGCCAACACCAGCCAGGUCAGCGAGCUGUCUGAUAACCCCAGCCUGAAAGCCUUGGUGGGUACCGAGUCCAUAUCCGAGAACGACCCUUUCUGGAACCAGCUCAUCUCCUUCACCUUCAUCAGUCCCACAAGCAGCGGAGACUCGAAGCUGCUGGAAGAAGCGGUUAUUCCUCUCGCCAAGGCCCUCAUUGAAAACAAUCCCAGGUCCGGGAACUUCGGCGCUCUCGUGAGAGUUUUCCUGGGAAGAACCAAAGAGCUGAAAAUCUCAACAGAAUGCCAAGAUCAGCUGUUUAUCUGGCAGGCCCACAAUGCACUGUUCAUGAUCCGCUGCCUGCUCAAGGUGUUUAUCAGGGAGAUGAGUGAAGAGGAGCUGCAGCUGCAGUUCUCCUACCAGGAGAGGGCGCCAGGCUUCUGUGGAGAAACAAGAAGCGAAGACCUCCUCGAGGAGCUCUUGUCCAACCUCGUUCACCUGAUUGUCGAAGUGCCCCUGCUUGACAUCACCUACAGCAUCCUGUUCGAAGCCGUCACCACCCUGCUGGUCUUCUUCUCCUAUCAGCUCUUCAACAAGGACAUCCUGCGAGACGGCCUCAUCUACCAGCACAUCAUGAAGGGUCGAUGUUUGUGUUUAACCAGUCGACUUGUGAAGACCCUGCUCUACAACUUCAUCCGGCAGGAGAAGUGUCCUCCUCCCGCAACCCACAUUUUUGAGUCCAAAGCUGAAGGUGGCUUGCUUUAUGGCCUGGCGUCCGGGGUGGCAAGUGGCCUGUGGAGUGUCUUCACAUUGGGUGGGGCUGGCAGUAAAGCGGGGACAGACCAGGAUCACAACCCCUUACCAUUGUCCAAUCAGAGCCUUCUGUUACUGCUGGUUCUGGCCAAUCUGACAGAUGGACCCGACUGGCCCAACCCCUACCGCCAGGCCAUCACUUGCUUCAGAAACACACAAGACACAUCAUCGCUGCCUGUGGAGCAACCUCACACCUUCCAGAUCAAUUUCAACAGCCUCUAUACAGCUCUGUGUGAGCAGCAGCGCUCCGACCAGGCUACGCUACUGCUGUACACCCUGCUUCACCAGAACGCCAACAUGAGGACGUACAUGCUGUCAAGAACUGACAUGGACAAUCUGGUUUUGCCCAUUCUUGAAAUCCUUUACCAUGUAGAAGAAAGAAAUUCUCAUCACGUCUACAUGGCCCUAAUAAUCCUCCUCAUCCUCACAGAGGAUGACGCCUUUAAUCGCUCCAUCCACGAGGUGGUAUUAAAGAACAUUUCUUGGUACACAGAGAGGUCACUGACAGAGAUUUCACUGGGCAGUUUGCUCAUCCUUGUCGUCAUCCGCACCAUCCAGUUCAACAUGACGAGGACGAGGGAUAAGUACCUGCACACCAACUGUCUUGCUGCUCUUGCCAACAUGUCGGCGCAGUUUCGGAGCCUCCACCAGUACGCUGCCCAGCGAAUUAUCAGUUUAUUUGCUUUGCUUUCCAAAAAGCACAACAAGGUUUUGGAGCAGGCAACACAGUCUCUGAGAGGCAGACAGGGAGACAACACAGCCUUGCCAGACUACGCCCAAGAUCUAAAUGUGAUUGAGGAGGUCAUCCGCAUGAUGCUGGAAAUCAUCAACUCCUGCCUGUGCAACUCUUUGCACCACAAUCCCAACCUGGUGUACGCGCUCCUCUACAAGAGGGAGCUCUUCGAGCAGUUCAGGACGCAUCCGUCCUUCCAGGACAUCAUGCAGAACCUCGACACGGUGAUUGGCUUCUUCAGUCAGCGUCUGGAGCAGGCUGGGAGCGACCUGUCCGUCGAGAGGGUUCAGGAGGUCAUCAUGAAAGGAGCCCAGGCGCUGCCGACAGACCGGCUGAAGAAGUUUCCUGAGCUCAAGUUCAAGUACGUGGAGGAAGACCAGCCGGAGGACUUCUUCAUCCCGUACGUCUGGUCCCUCGUCUUCAACUCGGGAGUCGGCCUCCACUGGAGCCCGCACGGCAUCGAGCUGUUCAGCAUGGACUCCGGCUGACGGACUGCGUGCCCUCAUCCCCCCCUCAUUCAAUAACAGACUGGACUGGCAGUGUGGGUUUGCGUGUUUUAAGGUUGUGUGUAUGUGUGUGUGCAUUACCCUUUAUAGUAUGUGCACGCUGCUUUGAAAGUGCCUCGACCUUGUACAGGAUGGUGUUUCUUUUUUAUGCACCGCCUCCUUCUCCCCCCCCCCCUUCUCAUAUCAUAGUAAUGAGUCCUGUGCUCCGACACUGUGAGGCUCCCACACCUGUACAGUCAGUCCUGUAUUAAACACCUAUUUAACAUCCGAGCACCCGGGUCCGCAGCACACGCUGACUCCUGUCGUCGUGAGGAGCUCAGGAAAACGGGCGACGGAUAAUCCCUCGUUUAUUCCCCUUGCUUACAAAGAAAAGGUCAAUUAAAGCAUACGCGCCGCCGCGUUAAGACUGCCUUGGUUCGUCCGCCGCCGCCGCACUGAAUGCUAAAAUAUUUCUCCAACUUAACAUUCAAGGCCGACCACGCGUCUCCGAAGACACAACAGAAAUUUAAUUAAAUAUCCUUCAUUAUUCCGAGUUUUUUUUUUCCGUUGUGAUUAUCUGGCGAAUUCGUUUGCCACGCAGCAUCGCUGAGGUUUUGUGCGGCAGGUUCAGGUCAGAAGACGAAUUUAUCGCCAUCUGAAAGUCUGUUCUGCUGAAAUUCAUGGAGUUAGAGCGAAGGCUGGAUAUUGAAGGACUCCACUUUAAUUAAGGCUUCAUUGCGCUCCCUUGAUAAUAUUAGCCAUCUGCAUCACUCUGGUUCAUGUGAUUUCCUUUCUUGCUUCCAGCUCGUCUGUUUGACUUUACCCCGUCUUUGUCACUCUGAUUUCUCCCUCUCCUGAUGGUAACCCUCGGCGUACACUGAAACUAGGACAGCCAUUAAACCGUCUGUCCUGAUGUGCAUAAUCACAGUUGCCCCUUUACAUUGUUACUUUAUUUGCAUGUUUAACUCGAGACUUAUAAGUUAUUUAUUUUCAUGCAUAUUGUUUUUUUUUUAUAUAUAUAAAUAUAUCCGGCACCCAAAAUAUCCAUGCUAGUAGUAUUGAAAUGAGUACUACAGUAGACAGGAGCAAAAAAAAAAAAAAAAAGAAAAACUGGUGGUACGACCCUUUGAUGAUUCCCAGGUGGGAAUCUGGCUUUAUAUUCUGUAAAAUGUCAUUUUCUGGCAAAAGAAUUCUUUGAAGAUGGGA